UAUUAUGGGCUGGGGGAUGGUCUCUGUCAGCUAGGCUAUAUCCCCUCGGCUUCACCCCCCCACACACACACAUUAAGAGAUGACCUUUUGGACUGAAUCCCCCCAUGGUAGAGAGACAGUGGUUUGACUGCAGCUGGAUUUAGUGUGGCUGGUUUGACUGCAGCUGGAUUUAGUAUGGCUGGUUUGACUGCAGCUGUGUUUAGUGUGGCUGGUUUGACUGCAGCUGGAUUUAGUGUGGCUGGUUUGACUGCAGCUGGAUUUAGUAUGGCUGGUUUGACUGCAGCUGGCUUUAGUGUGGCCGGUUUGACUGCAGCUGGAUUUAGUGUGGCUGGUUUGAGUGCAGCUGGAUUUAGUGUGGCUGGUUUGACUGCAGCUGAAUUUAGUGUGGCUGGUUUGACUGCAGCUGGAUUUAGUGUGGCCGGUUUGACUGCAGCUGGAUUUAGUGUGGCCGGUUUGAAUGCAGCUGGAUUUAGUGUGGCCGGUUUGACUGCAGCUGGACUUAGUAUGGCCGGUUUGACUGCAGCUGGAUUUAGUGUGGCCGGUUUGACUGCAGCUGGAUUUAGUGUGGCCGGUUUGACUGCAGCUAGAUUUAGUGUUGCUGGUUUGACUGCAGCUGGAUUUAGUGGGGUGCAUAAAUGGUGACGUCCAUUAGCCAAGAUCAGCCAUCAUUAAAAGCUCUGACUAGUGGGCCUCCAUACCAGUAUACGGCGAUAGAGAAAUGCAGUAUGGGGUUAGUGCGAAAUCUUGUACUGAUGAGGAUAAUGAUGUGAAUGAUGAUGAUGAUACUCUAUGACCUCAGAGCUCCUGUGCUACCACCGAAGCAUACUCCUGGGCUACAAUAUCCGGACCCACGACUGGUCUAUCGAUGUCACCGCAUGAAGAGGCAUAAACAGACUCACCCAAUCGCGACGCCCCCCAAAGGCUAAUUUUCUAGCCCUUGCUAUCUCCUUGCUUGCUAAUUCGGCCUGCUAACUGCUACCUUGUUUAGCCCCGGCCUACUAACUGUUAGCUUGUUAGCACAGGCCUGUUAACCGUCUGAAUCGCCGCGUCCCAAACACUCACUGGACCCAUAUUUACUUUCAAUCUCUUUUCGAUUUUUAAUUUGCUUAUACCUUCCGGUAACCUGCCUCACCCAAUGUGAUACGGAAUCGCUAUUAUUUAAAAUUUUUAGAACACACUCAAGAACCUCCAGAAGCUAACCAGCUAACUAGCUACAAGCUAUUUAGUCAUUGUUAGCCACUGCUAGCGGCUUUUUUUUGGCACAGCCAGCCAGUUAAAAAAAAAUAAUAUUUUUUUUAACCUGGAUAAUACUCGCCAGUCCAGCUUCCCUGCCCCAUCCACCGCUGCCCCCUGGAUACUGAUCACUUGGCUACAUAGCUGAUGCAUGCUGGACUGUCCAUUAAUCACGGACCAUGGACCUGAGCUUGCAUGACGCUCUCACGGAUGGGGCGCCCCAGUCGGGCCCGGACAACCUGGUGAGGAGGGACUUCAUGGCUUCCCUGGAGAAAGAGACCUUUGAUGACAAAGUAGGCGAGACUGUGGAAAAGACUGACUACCGCCCUCUGGUGGACGGGAAGGAUGGUAAAGGCUCCAGUAUGAAGCCAGGAGGACAGAUGGGGACUGGGAUGCAGCGGCAGGAACCAAUGGGAGAGAAGCGUCCCUGUCCAACUGGACAACAGGCUGCCUUCAAUACUGACUACCUUUCAGGCCCAGUGUCUAGUAUGAUGGGAAAGCCUGGUGAGGGGAACCAGAACAAAGGAAUGAAGGACAGCAACAUGCCAGACUCUCUCAUGGAAGUUUGGACAAACCCAAACUCCUGGGCAGGUGGUGAGUCCAGGCUGCAAGCCUCAGCGGGUCUCCCCCUCUCCUCCAGCAACUCAGUGGAGGAGAGCCCCUACUCCGACCCCCUCAGCCCCCACGGCUCCCACAGCCAGGAGACCGGCUCUGGGGACGAGAGGGGGAGUGAAGGGGUCAACAGCAGCAGCAAGCAGCAGAAGAGGAAGAAGAAGAAAAGGAGGUCCAGGGAGGAGGUGUAUGACUUAUUGGACAGGCAGGAGGCUCCGGAUGCAAAGGAGGAGGAGGGCGAGACAGAGAGCGGAGCCUCAGACGGCCCUCUGAGCCCAUCCUCCCCAAGCAAGGAAGAGAGCUGGGAGUGUGAGAUCCGAGGGAGGGGUGGGGGUAGGGUCAGGGGCAGGAAGAAUAAGAGCAGGAUGAAGCUCCCAGAGGAGUGGGGGCCAACACCCCAGGAGCCAACGACACCUCAUGCCACACAAGCGUCGGUGGCCCUGGAGUCUGCAAUGGUAAAUGCCUCUGGUCUCUUAAGUUCAACCCUGGAGAACAUCUCCUCCCUCGUAGCCGGCCCCCAGACUAACCCCUUUAGCAGUUUUAUAGAGGACACCAAACCCUCUCACACCCCCACUGCCCCACCCCUCACUGAGAACCCCAAACCCAGUCACAUCCUCACCACAGACCCUGCCCUUACAAACACUUUUACCAGUAUGUUUGAGCAACCUUCCCCUGCCAAGGUAAACAUGGACUGGGAGGCUGAGACUCCUGUUAAAAACACUGCCGCUACCCUCCAUUAUGAACCCAUGUGUAUUGAUGACUUUCAAAUGCCCCCGCCCUUAGCCACUAAAGAUGUCCUACCUCCCAAGAAGGCUCUCUCUUUCACUGACAAAGAUUCUUCUGAUCAUAGUCGUCCUGAGGUCAUGUCGUCUACUUCUGACCAGAAGCAGCUGGGCCCUCAGAGCUCCCCUGCUCUUAGCCCCCAGGUCUCGAAGACCUUCCUCUUCCUAGACUCUGCCCUGCAGACCCCCCAAGCCAGCACUCCUGCUUCACAGCCCCAGUCCCAGACGACCACACCCCAGGUCCCUCCUCCAAACACCACCACCUCCUCCUCUUUCCAGACCACUCCUCCUCCACUGUUUAGCCACUCCUCCCAGCCUGGUCACGACACUCCCAGUCCCCGCCCUGCAGUGGGCUCAGGCCUCAACCCUGCAGCCCCGCCCUUUAUCCCCACCACACUGCCACUCACAGAGCACCAGGAGCCACCGCUGCCAGAGCCCCCCCUGCUGGAAGUGAAAGCAGAGAAUAAGGACAAACAAGAGAAGGCAGAUUUCUUCCCAAAGACAGAUAACUUGAACAUAUUUGAGAAGACGGAGAAGUCCGACAAGAUGGAGAAGAAAGAGAAAGAAGAUGAAUCUAAGAAAGUCGACAAUGCCGACAAGACCUCAAAAUCUGAGAAGAUCCUCAAAGAUGAAGAGAAGUUCCAUAAGACGGAGAAGAAUUAUACAAAUGAAAAAGUGGACAAGCCAGAGAAGACAAACAAAGAUGAGAAGAUGGAGAAGAAAGAAAAUGGGGAGAAAACUGACAAGAUGGUCAAAGCUGAAAAUAAUGAAAAGGCUGGGAAAGGUACUGCAAAGUCCCAAACAACCAACGGAAGCAAGCAGGACCUCACCAGCCCAGACAGUAAGGCCAAGCCUGCUGUUGGGUCAACCAAACCAAACUCUGCCAAAACACGGCCCACCUCUUUGUCCACUGGGGACGCAGCUGGCCCCCCAAAACGUUCCUCCCCCACCUCAAGCUCUGCCAAUAAAAAAAGCCCUGUUACCAAGGCAACCACUCCCACUGCUUGCACCAAGCAGCCAACGCCCGCUGCCAGUCAAACCCCUAAAGCCACCAAGUCCAUGACUCCGGAAAACGGUCCUCCUGUGCCAAAGGCCAAUGGCACGUCAAAUAAGAACGGUUCCUCGACAACCGCCACUACUAAACCUGCUGGGCCACGCCCCUCUGCCAGUGCCCCCUCUCUGCGCCGCAACACCGUUCCCAAGACUGAUGAUACCAAGCCAGGUGACGUGAAGAAGCCUAGUACACUGAAGACAACACCAACCAAGCCCAGGGUGCCUCGCACCUCCGCCACAGCUCCGAGCACUCCUGCCACCAACGGGGAGCAGCCUCGCCGACGCAUCACCAAACCCCCAGUGCCCAAGCAGACCGCUAUGGAGAGGAAGCCACCUGUACCCAGAGCACCUAGGACUCCCAGACCUAUCAACGCACCCCUGCCGGACUUAAAGAAUGUGCGCUCCAAGAUCGGCUCCACAGACAACAUGAAGUACCAGCCUACCGGCGGCAAGGUCUCCUCGGCGGGGGCUUCCCAAUCCAAAGACGGCCCGGGCAAAGUUAUGAUAGUCCACAAAAAACUGGACUUCAGCCAUAUCACCUCUCGCUGUGGCUCCAAGGAUAAUAUCAAGCAUGUCCCUGGUGGAGGGAAUGUCCAGAUUCAGCAUAAGAAGGUGGACUUGAGUAAAGUGACCUCCAAGUGUGGCUCUAAGGACAACAUCAAGCACAAGCCAGGUGUGUCCACUACAGGGGGUGGAGACGUGAAGAAUGAGGCUAAGGCCAAUGGCAAUGGUAAUGGGAAGCCCAAGGUGGGAUCAAUGGACAAUAUUGGCCUUGAGGCAGGGGAUGGACCAAUCAAGGCUGUGGGGAUGCCGGAGAAAGCUGCAGGGAAAACAUCUCCCCCUGGUGGAGCUCCAGCUACAGGCGCAGGAAGCAUGGCUAAGGAGAAUGGGAAUAAGGCGACGCCUCCUUCUAAUCCCUUUGGGGGUGACCCGAUGGGCAUGGACAAACGCAUCCCUGAGACAAAUUGAGUCUUAUAAGCUGAGCUUUCGCGAGAACGCACGGGCUCGCACCACCAACGGCGCCGACCUUAUCUCUUGGCCCACCCCUAUUGGCAGCCCCCCCUCACCCCCAUCGCAGCACCUCUCUCUGUGUUUCUCUGGGGUCCGCCAGCUUCCUCCUCCACACCCUCCAGCUCCUACCCAGCCCCUCGUCACCCAGCCUUGGGGCAGGGGGAAAAAUACUGAAUGCUAGCAGGACAAGGACUUCUUUAGCACAUUCCAACUUACUCCUUUUACCUCACAAUACAGUAUCGCAUCACUACUCUCUACCCUCGUUGAAUAUCUGUCUUAGUGGUCUCAGAAGAGCCAGUUUUAAAGUAUAGAGACCAGAGUUCAGACAGAUAGAGCAAGGUAGGGGUUUUGUCUCUUCUGGAUUGCGCUGGCUUAACUUGCUGUAAUAUAAGGGGAGUAGUAUGACCUCAGAGUGAACCUUCUAGAAUCUAGACCCUCAGUGUUCUGUUGUAGUUAUGUCAGCGCCUGCUUCUUUUGUUCCAGCCUAUAAGCACUGUUCUUAUACGUACAGUAGUGCAGUCUUGAUCAAAAUCACAAACACCUACAGUGUCGCACUGUAUAUUAGUAUGACUUUUUUGUCAUAGACUAUCACAAUGAGCCACUGCUAUGUAUGUGACAGGCCUAAUCCUAGAUGUAAAACCUUCCUUACCAUAUCUAACCCUCUGGAUGAGCAUAGCCUCCCCUGUACUGUAGGGACCCCAGAUUUCACUUAUGCAGUACAAUUUGAUGAUUAGUGAAGCACCCCUUAUUGUGAGCAUGUGGGACUGUCAUGUCAUCCCAAUGAAGAGCGGCUAAUAUGCCACCCCCUCACUUAACCAAUUCAGUAUGUCGAGAUAACCUUCUGUAAACCUGUGACCCCCCCCCCACACACACACACAACCCUCUCAACAAUAAGAAACUAGUAGGCUGUUACAAACAGUAGGAUAUUUAACAUCUCUCUUUUAAAAAAAAACCUCUGUAUUGUGUUUUCGUAAAUUAUUGUAACAAUGAGCUGAUGUGUUGUUCUGUUGUUUAAUCAUCAAUAUACCCUUUUUCCUUUUACUGUUACAUCUCUCUGAAAGCAAUACAGUGAGUGGUCUUUGCCUGAGGAUACAACUUCCUCUUACACACCCGUACUCGCACAUGUAAACUACAGUACGGUACAGUCAGAGAGCGAGCGAGAAAAACCCUCUCAGGGUCUGUGCACAGAGACUGGAUGCCUGAGGCAGGACAGAAUAGUAAGCAGGAGGCAGAAAACAGAGUGAGGAAAGGCCUAUGAUUGCACCAGGAGAGUGGAGAUACUCCAAUGACGAUCAAGUCUCUGCAGUGUUGGCCCAAUCGUUGGGACAGGGAAGACGAAUAGAGAGCCAUGUUGAAGGAAAGCAAGAUUUAGAUAGAGUUAACAAUAUUAUCGUAAAAAUCCAAAUACAAUUUUAAGUCAAUAUCAAGAGAAGUUUUUGAAGGACAAAGAUGAUCAUUGAUCUCCAAUGUAACAAUUGUACAUUUGAAUUAUUCUCAACUAAUCUACUGUUAAAUAUGAAUUGAUUUGAAUGGCUGCUUAUGCUACUGGUUCCACUGUGAAUAGUGACAUUAUUGUGUAACAAUAGGGCACAAUUGCUUAACCAAGCAAAUAUAUAUAGCAAUAUAUAUAUCAGCUAAUUACUCUGUUUAACUUGCUAUCGGUUUUGUAAAGAGGUUGGCGGAUGGAAUUGUAUAGCAUUACAUGACUAUGAAUUAGGAUCCGGUGUGUGUGUGUGUGUGUGUAUAGUAGUUGAACGAUCUUUGGGAUGGUCUCAUUUUGUGAUCAACAUUUAGACGUCUGUGGAGUCUGUCGGAUUUGUGGUACGUUGCCGGAUCAAGAUCAAGGGCACCCGGGUGGCCUUUAAAAUACUGCUAGUUUGGCUCUUAGAGUAUGAGAAUUGCCGUUCCUUUUGGAGAUAUCCAUCACACUACUCCAACAAGAGGGAUAAUGGCCACAGAUUUCAAUGUGUAAUUGUGCCUUGUAGAUUCUCAAGGCUGAACUGUAACAGGUGUACAGUUCCCCCAAAAAAGUACAUUUGUGUCCCCCACCCUAAAACACUUUUACUUUGAUGUAUUUGUUGUACCGUCGGUAGGGCGUAAUCGGAAUCUAUUUGAGUGUGUGCACUGCGGUGGAGGAAAUAAUAGUGAUCGUCAAUGGCCGAGAGAAUCAAAGAGCAAGUGAUCAAAUUAUCGAGAAAGAAAAGCAAAAGCACCUUAUGAUAUUUUUAAGGUAUUCUUUCCCCCAACAUUCCCAUGGUUAGUUCCAAAAAAUUGUAAUGAAAUUAAUUCUUCCUGAAGACUAAGCCUUACACUGAUGAAAGCAGAUGAAAGCACUUUGAAUGCACAGUGGCAUGUACAUUUCAUGUUUGAGCUCUACAGUAUGUUUGAGUGAACUGUUGCCAUGAUUGGAUGAACAGAUUUGUCUUUUAGUCUCCUUGGUGGUAACCUUGCUCACUGGUCACGUUAGUGGACUUUGGUGUCAUGCUUUGGGUACAGUGGCCACUCACGCUCAGUCUGUUCUCCUUGUGCCUGUUAGGCAUCACGUUUAUGAACACUCACCUGUCCAAUGCUUAAAUGCUAACUUGCACCACCACCCUUCCAUCAGUCUUCACGCGUUCGUUUGUAUAUAGACAUCCACAUGUUUUCAUCACCACAGGAGAACAAGGUAUUGAUGUUAGGGUCUUUAUGGAUGUUGAGAAAUGUCUUUCACGUUCAUGAACCCAUUUCCGGAGAGUGUUUUCUUUCUGGAGUCUGCCUUUUUUUCAGAAAGGGCUGAAGUACAAGAAUGUUUUUACAAUUUAAUAUAUUAAAGAUGCAAGAUAUGAAUAUAAUAUGUAUGAACCUUUUGUUUUGUUGUAAAAAAAAAUCACAAUAAGACACUUAUACUCAAUAUAAAUUUGACUGACAGUAGGAAGUGUGUGUCGAGUCCAGUAUGGGGACUGCAGCAGACUGUGAAUAGCUUAAGCAUUCAGCGAUGUUUAACUUCUCAAUGGAUGGUCUAGGUGUGCUUUUACCCACUCCAACUCUAUAGUGGAUAAGCUGAUAUUUGCUUGAAUGAAUUAACACUUUUAUCUGCUUCUUACACGUAGACUUACUAUAUGUAGAAAAUCUACCAGAAACAAAGAAUCAUCCGAUUUAAUGCAUAUUCUUCCAAGUGUUUUGUGUCGCUGGUGAGCUUAUUGAUUGCUCAACUGUAAUCAUGAACCAGGCAUUGUGAGGAUAGGUUGAAGGUCAAGCUCCCACAUGCAACACCUGACACACACAGCCCUUGAAUGUCAUCCAGACACCCCCCCCCACCCCCCCCCCCCCCACCCCUUGUGAGACUAACAGUAAGUGUCUUUUGGCAUGUGUUAUGUAGUGUGCUUCUGUAAAGCAUCAAGGAGCCCAUAGCUGUGCUUCUUCUUAGAGCACACCUACAGUGUGUAUAAUUCUCCAUAGUGCACACCAUAAGAGCAUGCAGAAGGCAAUGGAUUGUAAACAUCUGUCAUAGAUAGGAGGAGUUAAUUGUUUCCCUUUCGAUUUGAGUAAUGUAAUUUGGUAUGAAAGAGAUGUUCAUUGUGAUUCAUUGUUAACUAGUGAUGUGAAUAUUAAUCAUGAAAUAAAAGACAAGCAAAACA
Molecule: messenger RNA, 8308 nt
Organism: Oncorhynchus nerka (sockeye salmon)
Lineage: Eukaryota; Metazoa; Chordata; Actinopteri; Salmoniformes; Salmonidae
Product: microtubule-associated protein 4-like
Exons: 16
Coding region: 1413-4649 (1078 amino acids)
Biological process (GO): microtubule cytoskeleton organization; neuron projection development
Cellular component (GO): neuron projection
Molecular function (GO): microtubule binding
Source: RefSeq, a predicted model, not a curated record